GCUCACCCAAUCAACAACAACGUAAAUCAGCUGGGCCAUUAUUCAAAAUCACGCACGCUACUACACGAAAGCCGACCAUUAAAAUUUUCGAAUGUUGACAUCGACUCUACUCCAAACGCCAAGAUGCCAUCAAAACUGAGUGAUUAUGAUAUUUUAUACACGAUUGGGAGUGGCUCAUAUGGAAAAUGUAGAAAAGUACGUCGAAAAAGCGACGGAAAAAUUCUCGUUUCCAAAGAAAUUGACUAUGGCACCAUGGGCGAAGUUGAGAAACAGAUGCUUGUGUCAGAAGUCAACUUGCUGAGGGAGCUCAAGCACGAGUUCAUUGUGCGCUACUAUGAUAGGAUUGUAGACCGCGCCACCUCUACCAUCUACAUCAUUAUGGAGUAUUGCGAAGGUGGUGAUCUUGGCAGUCUCAUAUCAAAGUGCAAGAAAGACAGAAAAUUCUUGGAGGAGAGCUUUGCGUGGAAGAUUUUCCAGCAGCUGACCAUUGCCUUGCAGGAGUGCCAUAGGAGGGGUAAAGGUCGUGCCAUCCUUCAUCGAGACUUGAAGCCAGCCAAUGUAUUCCUGGAUGCAGAUCACAAUGUGAAGCUUGGUGACUUCGGCCUGGCUAGGGUCCUUCAGCACGAUACCAGUUUCGCUAAGACGUUUGUGGGGACACCAUACUACAUGUCACCAGAACAGAUGAACAGACUGUCAUACAAUGACAAAUCAGAUAUUUGGUCCCUCGGUUGUUUGCUGUAUGAGCUUUGUUCACUCAGUCCCCCAUUCACUGCCACCAACCAAGCUGCUCUUGCUGUGAAGAUCAAGGGCGGUCAUUUCCGUAGAUUGCCAGUGCAAUAUUCAUCUGAUCUCAAUGAGAUUGUAUCCAGUAUGCUCAAAGUAAAGCCUUCAUCAAGACCUUCGAUAGAUGAACUCCUGGCAGAUCCAAGACUGUCACCUCCACCUUCCCAGGUUUCCUCGGCAGAAGCGCCUAAGGAAGCAGAGGUGGAUCUCCUGAAGAAGGAGAGGGAAGCCUUGCUGGCCCGGGAGGAGAGCCUCAAGCUCAAGGAGAGGAACGCUGACAAGAGGACACAGAUGUUGAACGACAGAGAGAAAGAACUGGAUUUGAGGGAGAGAAGCUUGGCAGCUAGGGAGAGGCUAGUGAAGGAUAAGAUGUCAAGGGCAGAAGAACUUAUUGAGGAGCACGAGAAGCAGCAGAAGCAGAUUCCAAAGGUCAUCACCAGAGUGACAGAGCUGCGCAGGCAAAAAGAGUACCUUGAAGGUAUGCACCCAACCACCUUGAAGACCAAGAAGCAUGUUCAUUUCCAGCAAGGGAAGGAAAACAAUCCAGCAUCUCACGAAGGGGAGCCAGCCGUACCGUCGGCUGAUUCUAAGAUGACAAAUUUGAAGGAGCGUCUGUAUCAGGCAAAGUUGAGAGGACUUGCCCUGCGAAAAGCCGAGAUGACUUCAAAACUAAAGAGCAAACAGUUGCUUUCACUAAGAUAACCUGCCAGGAGUGGACUAGAAGAGUUGACAAAAUUUCAGGACACAAACAACUUGUGAUCUUAUCUACCAAGAGGACUGAUAAUGUAAUUUCAGUAGAGCCCCACUGGGCUGUGCAUGGCUAGUUAGAAUGGAUCAUGACAGAAAAGUGACAGAUGGAGUGGAUUAUAGUGCUGCAUGAUUCCUUAUCCAUUCUAGGAUAUAGUUAUAAUAUGCCUGUUUACACAGGAUGUUUAAAACCUCUUCAAACAGCUGCCAUCGCAAUAUGAAAUGGACUAAGCAUAGUUCAUUUCAUAUUUCUGUAGUAUUUGUACAGAUGAGCAAGUACUCUUGAGGGUUGUGUUUUUUGCACAAUUUAGAGAAAAGAGUAUUGUUGUUUAAACUUUCAGGUAUCUCUCUUACAUUCCGUGAAUGAUUUAACUGUAUGUACUUUUAUGACCAUAAAAGAAUGUUAGAUAGUACAUGUAUCUUUUUAAAUAUGCAAGAAAAGUGAACCCCUCCCCCCCCCCCCCCAACAACAACAACAAAUUUAAUCUCGGUAUAAAUCCAAUUUUGAUUGACAUUCAUGAACUACAUGUAGAACAUUUGACAAUGGCAUGUUAUUCAGGUGUGGGCAUGUUUACAUACAAACAUUAAUAUACAAAUGAUGAGUGUGAAUGAGUUCAUUAUAUGAUCUAUUCAUUCUCGAGUUAAGGUAGUCUGCAUCUCGGGCUCGGCAAGAGCAGAUAUGAGACAAUAAACUAAUGAAGAUAUGCAUCACUUUUGUUUUAAACAUUACUUUAGCAUGUUUACUAGAAGCGUAAUGCGCAUGAAUCGUUUGACUUUGACCAAUCAUUUGAUUAGGAUCUAGGAGUGAGUUGUACAACAUUAGUUAUACAUAUUAUGUAGACUACUACAUCCAUUAUCACAGUCACGCCAUAAAUGUUUGAUGUUGAUGUUUUGUGGUGAUUUCAAAGUGUGUGUUUACUGUACACAUAGUACAAUCAUGAAAUACAUGUACAUACAAGAUGUGGCAAAUGAGAACCAUUUAUUUGAAUACUUUUAUUUUAUGUUUUAUGAUCAUGCAUGGCCUUGGUGGCCUUGGAUUAAUUUAAGCCCUGCACUGUACAUGUAACGUACUAGUUAUACAAUCUUAUUGAAAACUGUUAUUAAACAGCAAAGUGAAAAUGGCUGAAACUUUUCUGAAACAUAGGAACACACACAGGUUUCAGCAGGUGUGAUAAAUUUGUCCUGAAUGGCAGAGUAAGAAAAAUCAUGUAAUCAUGGCCAUUUGAGAUACUGUACAAUAGUUUACAUACAUGUACAUACUUUCUUAUGGCAUGCAUGUCCUAGGAUCCUAAUCUUCCAAGAAUGUAUAAUUGUAACCGUCAAUUAUUUUGGUCAUGAGUAAUAGUUUGAAAGGCCUACUUGAACCUAGACUUUUUUUUUGUAAAGCCACCUCAGUUCCAUUAUGGGAAAGGGAUGUUUUUAAACUGCCUGCAAGAUUUGUACACACAAUGGCGUGAAUAACAAAGUGCAGGGUUGUGUUCCCACGAUUAUUUAUUAAACAUUCCAUUUUGGAUCUAGAAUCAGCAAUAUACUUAAGCUGGAAGAGAGAAAGUUUAAUAGGAUUAGGUUUUCCAAGCAUGUAAAUAUACGUGUGGCAUGUUGCAAGUUAUUUUGCAGAUUGGUCCAUGAAUUUUGAAUUAUGAUAUUAAAUUCAAAUUUUGAAUAGGAAAGAUUAA
This is a messenger RNA of Strongylocentrotus purpuratus (purple sea urchin), 3206 nucleotides long. RefSeq names its product serine/threonine-protein kinase Nek2-like. The transcript is spliced from 8 exons. The record is from RefSeq and is a predicted model, not a curated record. Gene Ontology annotation, cellular component: centrosome; nucleus; cytoplasm. Gene Ontology annotation, molecular function: ATP binding; protein kinase activity. NCBI's taxonomy places the organism in Eukaryota, Metazoa, Echinodermata, Echinoidea, Camarodonta, Strongylocentrotidae. Gene Ontology annotation, biological process: protein phosphorylation; chromosome segregation. Bases 124 to 1485 code for a protein of 453 amino acids.